Molecule: messenger RNA, 1591 nt
Organism: Tribolium castaneum (red flour beetle)
Lineage: Eukaryota; Metazoa; Arthropoda; Insecta; Coleoptera; Tenebrionidae
Exons: 3
Coding region: 125-1564 (479 amino acids)
Source: RefSeq, a predicted model, not a curated record
UUCAAAUAAUUUCAAGGACAUCGUGCCCUCAACCGUCAUUUACUCGUGUAACGUUGCGCGUCGCUUUUCUCUGUUAUCAGUUUACAGUGUUAGCUUCCCGUAUUUGUUUGCAUUUCCACAAUUCAUGAGGCGUAACAGUGCAAUGAUGGAGUGGCUCAAGCCAUCACCUGUUUGGAGCGGUGACCACAAAACCCUCCUCCUUUCGGAAAACAACAACACAGAACCCGUCCCUGAUGUCAGUUUGAGCCAAAUAAUUGAGAAAAGUUCACAAUUCCCUAUUGAGUUCCCUUUGGAAUCAGUACGUUGUUGUCAACUUCAAAAUCACACCGCCGUAAAAACCCUAGAGAAGAACAUAAAUUCGGCGUAUCCGGUGAUUCACGAACAUGCGCUGUAUUUAUGCGCUGUUUUCCUGCUGCAUCAGGGGAAGUACGGGGAGAAGAAGGAGUUUUACAAAGAGAUGUCGCUGUUGCAGUUUAUUGAUAGGUUGUUGAGUAAACGGGCGGUUAUGUUCAUGGGGCCUGUGGACCGUUUUUUACUUUUGAACAAAACAAAUGGUUCAGGCCGGUGGGAAACAAUUGGGACAAGUAGCGAAACGCCGCCUCUGGUUUUGGAAAACUGUCUCAGUUACGAUGAAAUAAAAUUAUCGGCGUUAUUGUCAGUCUCGUCGUUUAGUUACUUUAUCAAUAAUGGGGACCGCAAUAAUAUGGGCUAUGUUUGGCCAAAUCGGAGCAGAGUUGAGGAGAAUGGGGUGAUAAUUGGGGUGAUUGGCCCCAGACUUGAAAAAUCUAGGGUAAUGGAGUACCGCGAGGUUGUCAUUUGCAAGGAACAAAACACUAGUUGCUAUGGAUACGGCCCGUCAGAAGAGCCAACCUUGCAGCAGGAAUUUUUGAAAUUUUACGGCAGUGUGAAUGGGACUUAUGAUAAGGUUUUGGAACAAAUCGGGUCACACCCUGAGCAAUAUUUGGAAUUAGGGAGAGGCAAAUAUUUCGAUCGGUUGAUGUAUGAGAAACGACUCGCUUUAUCGAUUGAUACUCUUCUAAUCGAAGCAAAUGAUCGAGCGAAACAGGAAAAUAAAAUGGCAUAUGUGCACGUUGUAGGCCUCGGUCUGGGCGUAUGGAAAAUAACCCACCAACAAAACAAAAUUUUUAUGGACACGUUCGCCCAACGGCUCGAGCUACUGGGCGAUGAGUUGAAACACAUCAGCGAUGUCCGUUUCGCCUACAUUCACGAAACUUCCGCGGGGAAGUACUCAAACGGUGACAAAAUCAAGGGAAUCACACUACACAUGAUCGAUAAAAAUCCCCAGGAGAAACUUGCAGGGGACGACGAAGGCAAACUGUUGGUAGUGUCGUAUCCCUGGGAUGGCAAUGCGUUGCCUGGCAACGAAUUCUGGAUGGGAAGUUUGAACAGGAGUGGCGACACUGCUGCAGCUAGUUCCUCACAGGUGGCAGAACUGCACAACUGGCACAUCAACGCCAAAGCGAGCGCGCGAAAUUUGAGAAUUGCAACGUUUAAGGGGUUGUACACCUUCAAGGAGUACCAAGAGAUGCACAAAAAUGAUUAAUUGUUCAAAUAAAACACUACCACAAAA